Odocoileus virginianus texanus is the source of this 8785-nucleotide messenger RNA. NCBI's taxonomy places the organism in Eukaryota, Metazoa, Chordata, Mammalia, Artiodactyla, Cervidae. The record is from RefSeq and is a predicted model, not a curated record.
UUAAAUCAGCAAAGAUCUCUUUUAUGUUUAUGCUCCCUGAUCACACUGCAUUGGCAGGAGCUCAGCUCCAUGUUGUCAGACUUGCUGUCUAGAACAGUGCCUGUCUCAUGGCAGAGGAGGAAGAGACCGCUGGGGGAUCUCACUUUGAUAACUAAACUCAAAGCCUGAAAAUGACGCCUGUCUCUCCACUCACAGGUUAUUGGCCAGAACUGGCCACACAUUCUGGCUCAACACAGGGAGGCAGAAAGAACAGUCUCAACAGGAGCCUCAAAUGGAAAACCACGAUAGUGGGGGAACAGCCCCAGUGGCAGCCAUACUUAUUUACCGAAUUAACCCAGUAACACAGAGUGAUUGAAACAUGGUCCUUGUCCCUACGAAAUUUAUAAAUGGCACAUGGAUUAAUUGAUGGACCUUGGGUUUAUGGAGCUACCUUUUCAUGACCUGCUCUUCCUACAGUUUCUAAGAAGAAAAGGGGGCCCCUGAAUCAAAGAAGAUGCCUCGAACUAAACAGAUUCAUCCCAGAAAUCUAAGAGACAAAAUUGAAGAAGCACAGAAAGAACUAAAUGGGGCAGAAGUGUCAAAAAAAGAACUCUUAGAGGCUGGCAUCAAAGGAACUUCCGAAUCGCUUAAAGGGGUGAAACGGAAAAAGAUUGUAGCGGAGAAUCACCUGAAAAAAAUACCCAAAUCCCCUCUGAGAAAUCCUCUCCAGGCCAAACACAGACAGAAUACCGAAGAGUCCCCAUUCGCCGUGCUCGCGGGCGCGGCGGAGCCCCACAAGAAGCAGAGCCACAGCCCGGCGAAGGCCGCGGGGAGGCCGCUGACCAAACACAACGGAGAGACCCCGGGGCUGACCGCCGGGGCCCCCAAGCCUGAAGCCCCCGUCUGUCCCCGGAAGCCCCCAUUUCUGCCGCAGCAGCCGUCCGAGCCGCGCCGAUGGAGGUCGGAGGGCCCCGACCCUGCCAAGGCCGGCGUCCCCGAGGGAAAGCGUGACCCCGGGUCCCCGCCCGGCAAGGGCAAGGCCGAGCGCCGCGAGGGUCCGGUCUCCUCCGGCCGCAGCUCCCCGCCCUCCUCGUUUGCAAACACCGCCUUCGACGUCUUGCUGAAGGCCAUGGAGCCAGAGCUGAACACCCUGUCGCAGAAGGGCUCACCGUGUGCCGCGAAGAUCGAAAAACUGAGACCAAAUAAAACCGCACGCGCCCCGGCUCACCCGCACGGCAGCCCGCAGGAGGCCCCUGACGUGCGCCUGCCGGACGCGGCCGCCCCCUCGCAGCCGCAGCCGCCGCCUCGGACCUCGUACCCCUCUGGGCCGGUGUCCGCCGCUCAGAGGAAGGACCCAGCGGCAGUCCCGGCCGCCUCUCCCACGUAUCACAUACACGAACUCCCCGUGCCUAAACCCAGCCCGCAAAGUCAGCAGCUUCCCGCGUGUUCGGGUUUCGCCCCACCCCUCUCGAGCCUGCAGAGCCAGGAGAACGCCCAGCUUGAACACAUGUACACCGCUGCGGCCACGUCACUCCCCGGCCGCACUCAGGUCACCCCUCCAAACCAGCAAGUGGACGCUGCCUCCCCGGUGCCGGUGAGCCCCGCACCUUCCACACAGUCACCCCCCACGCCCAUCUACAACUCGAGCCCUGUCGCCGCUGUGGUUAAUCACAGCGUGGAGCAAAUGUGCAGUCUUCUCCUGAAAGAUCAGAAGCCAAAAAAGCAAGGAAAAUAUAUCUGUGAGUAUUGCAACCGAGCCUGUGCGAAGCCCAGCGUGCUUCUAAAGCACAUCCGCUCCCACACCGGAGAGCGCCCUUACCCCUGCGUGACCUGCGGAUUUUCAUUUAAGACUAAAAGCAACCUGUACAAGCACAAAAAGUCCCACGCACACACUAUCAAACUGGGCCUCGUCCUGCAGCCGGAUGCUGGCGGCUUGUUCGUGUCACACGAGUCCGCCAAAGCACUUAGCAUCCAUUCAGACGUGGAAGACAGUGGCGACAGCGAAGAGGAUGGCGCUGGCGACGAAAGGCUGAACGACCCGGGCUCCAUGGACCUGCAGCCGGCGCAGAUGAUAAGAAUGCUGUCCAGCUCGGAAGCUUUACCAAAAUCAGGUUCCAUUCCAAGCAAUCCCGAGCGCGUGGUCGGUGACGUUGCGCCGCAGGACGGGUCUUCAGAAUCACAGGCCGCGGCAGAGUUACCAAAGGUUGUGGUCCACCCCAUCAGCGUGUCCCCUUUAAGAGUUGACAGCCCAAAGGUUACCGAUUCCAAGCCUGAGCUCCCUGGUGCACAGAAAGACCUUCAGGGAACCCGGAUCCUGUCCCACCCUUCCUGGGUGUCCUCCCUGGAGGCAGAUGAGAAGGCCCAUCAGAAAGGCGACCCAAGUCAGCCCGACGGAAAGCCGGAGUCCCCUGUGGGCACAGCGCAUGCCCAGCUGCAGAGGCAGCAGGCCACCGAUUACUGCCAGGAACAGCAAGGAAAACUGCUGAGUCCUCGCAGCCUGGGAAGUACGGACUCGGGCUACUUUUCCCGAUCUGAAAGCGCCGACCAAACCGUGAGUCCACCCACCCCCUUUGCCAGGACGCUACCCGCCCCGGAGCAGGACUCUGCCAAGAACAGCGGGCCCUCGACCCCGCGGGGCAGCACAGCAGCAGCCUCUGCUGUUCCCGCGGGUGAAAAAGCACCCCUCCUCCCGGGUCAGAUGCGCCCCCCGCUGGCCACGAAAACGCUGGAAGAGCGGAUCUCAAAGCUCAUCUCCGACAACGAGGCCCUGGUGGAUGACAAGCAGCUGGACAGCGUGAAGCCCCGGAGGACCUCCCUCUCCCGCCGGGGAAGCAUCGAUUCCCCCAAGUCGUACAUCUUUAAGGACUCUUUCCAGUUUGACCUGAAGCCAAUGGGACGGAGAACAAGUUCGAGCUCUGAUAUACCAAAGUCCCCUUUCACCCCCACGGAGAAAUCUAAGCAAGUGUUUCUUCUGUCCGUACCUUCCCUUGACUGCCUGCCCAUCACCAGGAGUAAUUCCAUGCCCACCACCGGGUACUCUGCAGUGCCCGCCAGCAUCAUCCCUGCCCCGCAUCCGCUGAGAGGAAGUCAGUCCUUUGAUGACAAAAUUGGCGCUUUCUACGAUGAUGUCUUCGUACCAGGACCUAACCCUUCUGUGACCCAGAGUGGACAUCCCCGCACCCUGGUGAGACAAGCAGCGGUGGAAGACUCCUCAGCAAGCGAAAACCAUGUUCUCGGGGCCGGACAGCCCUGGGAGGAGAGCCAUGCCGGAGGCAGCCCCGCCGGGGAGACAGCAGCCCCAAGGAGCAAGCCUCCAGCCCCGGGCUCACACUUGGAAAAGAAGAAGUCUCACCAAGGGCGAGGGACCAUGUUUGAGUGCGAGACCUGUAGGAACAGGUAUCGGAAACUGGAAAAUUUCGAAAACCAUAAGAAAUUUUACUGUUCAGAGUUGCACGGACCAAAGACCAAGGUCCCUGUGCGGGACCCCGAGCACAGCCCGGUGCUGGGCGGGGCGCAGACGCCCAUCCUGCACUAUCGGGUCGCCGGGGCCACUGGGGUCUGGGAACAGACGCCCCAGAUCCGGAAGAGGAGGAAAAUGAAAAGCGUUGGAGAUGACGACGAGCUUCAGCAGAAUGAGAGUGGAGCUCCUCCGAAAAGCUCUGAGGGCUCCCGGUCUCAGAGCAUGCUGGGCCCAGCUCCCAGUCUGUCCCAGCAGAACCUUGCCCUACCUGGUGAGCUGCAGCCUCGAAACCUCCAGCGGCAGGCCACCCAGCUUCAGCUGGGGCCCAGAGGCCCCAGCCAGUCCCGGGACCCGAAGCCGUCGUCCGUCCUGGAAGAGCCGAUGAGCUCCACUGCCCAGGACAGGGCGGAGCCCAAGAGACACGGGGCCGGCAUCUCGGUCAUCCAACACACAAACUCGCUCGGUAGGCCCGGGGCCUUUGACAAGCUGGAGGCUGGCGAAGGUGCGUCCCCAGUUUCUUUCCAGGAGCUGAGAACGGGCAAGCCGGGAUCUCUGAGCGUCGGAGGAAUUUCCCAAGAGGAAGGCCACCCUCUACGGCACACGUCACAGCCCCACCAGCCUGCGCUGUCCGAUGCUCUGAGAGGGGAACUUCAGGACGGUUCCAGAAAGAUCUCAGGUGAGCGGCACGUGCUCGGACAGCCCUCCAGACUCGUUCGGCAGCACAGCAUCCAAGUCCCAGAAAUCCUGGUCACCGAAGAGCCAGAUCGGGACUUGGAAGGCCAAGGCCAUGAUCCGGAGAAGUCGGAGAAGUUCAGCUGGCCUCAGCGGAGCGAAACCUUGUCCAAGCUGCCGACGGAGAAACUGCCGCCCAAGAAGAAGAGGCUGCGCCUGGCCGAGAUGGAGCACUCUUCCGCCGAGUCGAGUUUCGACUCCACGCUCUCCCGGAGUCUCAGCAGGGACAGUAGUUUAUCACACACGUCGAGUUUCUCUGCCUCCCUAGAUGUGGAGGACGUUUCUAAGACUGAGGCUUCCCCCAAAAUUGACUUUCUGCACAAAGCAGACUUCCUCCUGAUUCCCGCUGGCUCUAACACCCUGAGUGUUCCGGGGUGUCACCGGGAGAUGCGGCGAGCCGCGUCGGAACAGAUUCACUGCCUGCAGACGUCCAUGGAGGUGUCCGAUUUCAGAAGCAAGUCAUUCGACUGUGGAAGCAUCGCCCCAUCUCAGAAGACACCACCGGCCGAAUCGCAUCCUCCAACAUCUCCUUCCGGCAUGGGAGUCGCAGGGCACGUGCCCCUCUUGGAAAGACGGAGGGGCCCACUGAUACGGCAGAUCUCCUUAAACAUCGCUCCGGAGAAUCCGCUGGCUCCCGGGAACCCAUUGUCUUUUCAGACCAUCGCCCGUCCGGCUGUGAGCACAGUGCCACUGCAGGGGCUUCAGCUCACUCACCCAGUUUCAGCCGAGUUUCCUGCAAACACUUUGCACUCCCAGACUCCAGUGAAGGACGUGCGAGCAGAAACGGCAAGUUCCCACUCUCCAAACCUCUUUCCCGUCCCACAGCUUCUCGGUAUCCACUUGUUGAAUCAAAUCCACGUGCCCCUUAACCACCCAGACACACAGACGUCCCUGCAGGUAUCUUCAGCACAGAGCGUCAAACCAGAUGCAAGCCCCGAUGGGUGUGUACCUUCUCAAAGUGAGGAUUGCUUUGCUCCCAAGUACCAGCUCCAGUGUCCCGCGGUCACCUCGAGCCAGCCUUGUGCUUCUAAUCCUGUGCAACCUCUGCCAAAGCAAGUUCUUUCAGAUCCAGCCGGGGCCGCCCCUCGUGCGACCUCACUGACCUUACCAGCCAAAUUAGCAGAAGCCACAUCUAACUCGUGUCCUCCGCCAGCCCUGAAAGUCGGGGCUCUCGGCGGUCAGGUGCCAAAGGUGCCCACGUCCUUGACGCUGUCCACGCACCUGCAGACUCAGGUCCCCGCAUACUGUUUCGCUGCAGUCACACCUCUGCCACAAAUCCUAGUGACCCAGGAUCUCUCCAAUCAGCCGAUUUGCCAGGCUAAUCGUAGUAUGGUGCCAAUCAGCGAAGAACAAAAUUCUGUACCAAAACCGCAAAACGAUCCCCGGAAUGCUUUGCCAAACCCAGACGGAGAGCUCAUCCGCCAACCUGUCUUUUCAGAGAUGGGCCAAAACCCAUCUGCAGCAGAAUCCUCGUCCACAACACCAAAGAUGUCUGUCGGGAGACUUUCCCCACAACAAGAAUCUUCAGCUUCCAGUAAACGGAUGCUCUCCCCAGCAAAUAGUUUAGACAUUGCCAUGGAAAAGCACCAGAAGCGAGCCAAGGAUGAAAACGGAGCUGUCUGUGCGACAGACACGAGACCGCUGGAAGCGGGGGGUUCAAGAGCUCCUGACGGCAGCAAACAGAAGAAGCAUGUGCUGGUGAGGCAGGUUUGCACCACGGAGCCCCUUGAAGCUGUGGCGUGGGAGCAGGAUGUUUUUCCUCACCCUGAAGUCAGUACCGAGGCUCUUCCCUUGACCGCUGUGUCACCAGCUGAUAACUUGUCAUCAGGACACUGCAAGCCUGUGGCUAGAGAACCUGUGAAAGAACUGCAGGAAUUUGAAAGCAUCCCGUCAGCCGCAUUGCUGACGCCGACAGUUGGAAGCCCAGCUGUGCCUGCAGAGAAAACUCACAUUUCUCCUUUGAAAUCCAUAGACGACCGCCCAGAAAGGAAGUCUCCAGGGGUUAAAGAUCCAGGCGACAAAGCAAACGUCCAGGAACAGAGUCAGCCUGCGGCCACGACUCCUUCCACGUGUGAGGCUGGCGACACACAGCCGUCCGUGUCCUUCCCCAGCCUGAAGACGGCCACCAGCUUCACGUGGUGCUACCUGAUGAGACAGAGGGCCUUGCACCUGCCGCAGACGGACCAGAAAACCUCGGCCUACACCGACUGGGCCGUGAGCGCCAGUGAUCCAAACCCACUCGGCCUGCCAACCAAAGUGGCUCUUUCUCUCCUGAACUCCAAGCAGAAGACCGGAAAAUCUCUAUACUGUCAAGCAAUAACCACCCAUUUCAAGUCAGACUUACUGGUCUAUUCAAGCAAGUGGAAAAGCAACUUAAGCAAGAGAGCAUUAGGUAAUCAAAAGUCCACAGUAGUUGAAUUCAGCAGUAAAGAUGCCUCUGAAAUUAACAGUGAGCAAGAUAAAGAAAAUUCCUUAAUCAAAAGUGAACCAAGAAGAAUUAAAAUAUUUGAUGGAGGAUAUAAAUCAAAUGAAGAGUAUGUAUAUGUCCGAGGCAGGGGAAGAGGAAAGUACAUUUGUGAAGAAUGCGGAAUCCGUUGUAAGAAACCUAGUAUGUUAAAGAAACACAUACGAACCCACACAGAUGUCCGCCCCUACCACUGCACUUACUGUAACUUCUCCUUUAAGACUAAAGGAAAUCUGACAAAACACAUGAAGUCCAAGACACAUAGCAAGAAAUGUGUGGAUUUAGGCGUCUCAGUAGGUUUAAUAGAUGAACAAGAUACAGAAGAAUCAGAUUUCCAUGGACAGAGGAGCCUGGCAGGCCACAGUCCGUGGGGUCGCCAAGAGUCAGCCCUGACUGAGGAGCAAACACUACCACUACACUGUAUAUGCCACGUAAGGAAGAGUCGUCAGAGUGUGUCUUAUUGGAGUAAUGAUGUGGCCCUUAAAUCAAAACGAAGAGAACCCUGGUUCUCAAUUCUGGCUUCCCGCUGUAUUUCAAAUCAGCCCGGCUUCUCCCGGAGUCUCAUCGGCUAUAACCAGAGCCGAGCUGCUCGGGCGUCGUGCGCACAGCUGAACGAGAACUGCAAGUGGGACGGCGUGUUUGUUCCCUACGGAGAGAAGGCGUUCCCUGCCCCUCCUAAAUCCUGCUGCUCUCUCCUGGAUCCUGACCACCACGGAUGCUUAGGCCGCUUUUCUGUGAUCACCACCUACAACCUGAAAGCAGAUGUAGCCUCAGAGGGCCCAGCAGCCCCUCCCGCCCGCACUCGGCCCGAGCAGUCUGCCCACCGAAGCCCUCCUGGCCACUCCCCUCCUCUGCCGGCGCAUCCCCCCAUCCCCGCUGUCCUGACUGCCUUCCUCCCCGCGUCAUCCUCCCCGACUAAACUGGGGGCUCGGUGUGGGCAGCGCCCUGGCUUUGAAUAUUCCUCGCAGGUGGAACUGGAGGUGCCAUCAAUAAUAACAGCAGUGGAAGAAGAAGAAAAUUAUGGCCGCCUCUCAGGGUUAGUGUUGGGCCCACCAUGCCUGAGCCUUCCUCCUCCCCCGGCGUCUGAGCGCAGCCCGCAGCCGGGAGGGGCUCCUCCGUCCACCUCGCCUCGGCCCGGCCCCCAAGAGCAGAAGCCGCAAGCCGCCCUGCCUCCGCCCGCAGGCCUGCCUUCUCCGCAGACGCAUCUCUUCAGCCACCUGCCUCUGCAUUCCCAGCAGCAGUCGAGGACACCCUAUAACAUGGUUCCAGUUGGGGGGAUCCAGGUAGUCCCGGCCGGCCUCACCUACUCCACCUUCGUCCCCAUCCAGGCCGGGCCAGUGCAGCUCACCAUCCCGGCUGUCAACGUCAUCCACAGACCGCUGGGCACCCCUGGGGACUUGAGCGCGGAUGUGCCAGGCGCUGCCAGCCCCGCGGGCGUGGCCGAGCUGAGCAGCGUGGUGCCCUGUAUCCCCAUCGGCCAGAUCCGCGUGCCGACGCUGCAGCCCCUACCAGCCCUGAGCAUGGAAACCGUCAACAUCGUGGGCCUGGCCAGCGCCAACCUCGGCCCGCAGGUGCGCCCACCAAGCCUGGCCCUCAACGCCGUGGGGCUGCAGGUGGUGGCCGCCAACCCCGUCUCCCAGAGCAGCCCCGCGCCUCCCACGCCCAUCCCGGGCCUCCAGAUCCUGAACAUCGCCCUGCCCACGCUCAUCCCCUCCGUGAGCCAGGUCCCCGUGGACGCCCAGGGCGCCCCCGAGAUGCCCGCUCCCCCAAACAGGUCUCCUCGAGAGGCGCCACUCCUGCAGCCUUCUGCUGGGGCGCAUCCCGGCGGCGGGACCCCAUCCCCGCAGGGCUCACCCGGAGUCCAGCGGGAAAGUGCACAGAAGGGUCUAGAUCCGUCUGCUCCGGCCAGAGACCAGGCCAGGCGGGACAGCUGCAGUCCUAGGGACGCGGGGAAGGGGGCCCCAGCGAAGCCCCGGCACGACGUCCCUGGCGCGCCCUGCAAAUCAGCCUCGGCGCCCCCGCCCCCGCCGGGCCGGCCGCGGCUCCCCCUGGACUCGGAGGGACCUCGGCCACCGGCCCGGAGGCCGGUCACCCAGUUCAGCGACGUGAGCAGCGACGAGGAUGAGGACAGGCUCGUGAUCGCCACCUAG